UCAUCUCUUCUUAUCAUUUUUUAUUUAUUCAUACAUAUAUAUAAUAAUAACUCAUCUUCCCAUUUUCAUUUACACAAACCCACAAAAAAUAAAAAAAUAAAUAAAUAAAUAAAUUUAACCCUCCAUGAAAGACACCAAAAACGUCGUCGUAAAAGACAGAGUGAAGGGUUCAUGGACCCCACAAGAAGAUACAACAUUGAAGACAUUAGUAGAUCAGCAUGGUCCAAGAAACUGGAGUUUGAUUAGUGCAGGAAUUCCAGGGAGAUCAGGUAAAUCAUGCAGAUUAAGAUGGUGUAAUCAGUUAAGCCCAGAUGUACAGCACAAGCCUUUUAGCCCAUCAGAGGAUGAGAUUAUUAUCCAGGCCCAUAAGGCCCAUGGUAAUAGGUGGGCCACCAUUGCGAAACUUCUUCCAGGGAGAACCGAUAAUGCUAUUAAGAAUCACUGGAAUAGUUCUUUGAGAAGGAAACGUGGGGUCCCACAAGUUAUAAACGAGUUAGGUACUGAGUUGAAGCGGCAGCGAGUUGAGGUUGUAUUACCUGAGUCUGACUCGGUGGAGGUUAAAAAAGAGGUGAGUUCGGGUGUGGUGAUGGAGCAGGAUAAUAACGGUGGAGGUGAGGGAUCAGACGGUGUGGAGACUGUUUUGACGCUUUUACCCCCUGGGAAGGGGACACGUGAUGGGAGAUGUGAUGAGAUGAAGAUCAUGAUGAAAUCAACAGUGGAGAUGAAGAAUCAUUGGUUAGAUUUGAUGCAAAGAAUGAUAGCUAAGGAAGUCAAGAGUUAUAUUGAUCAGCUGGAUAUUCGGCCCAAGAAUGAUAAUAAAGUUCGGCCUACACCAUAUUCUUAAGCCCAAUAAGAGUAAUAAUAUAUUUUUUCUGUCCACAUGACUUUGCCCCAUAUGAUUGAUAUAUGUGACAAUUUUUCUAAUCAUAUAAUCAAAACUCAAACAUACAAACAAAAUAGUUUUUUUCAUUUCCGGGAUUUUAAUAAUUAUUUUGAAAACAAUUCCAUAAAACUUUACAUAGUUCUUUCAUUCUGUUUUAAAAGCUACGCAAGGGCUUUAAACAAGAAUUAAGAAAAUGGUAUCUUAUUUUAAUAAACCAUUAUAACUCCUAAAGAGGUAGAUGUAAAAAUUAUUGGGUAAGGGGCUGGAAAAAGUAAAGGCUAUUGAUAAUUACUUAAUUAUUUUUGACCAAAAAUAAUAAUAAUGCAAAUAAUUGUAUAAGUUGAUAAAUAAAAAAAUGCGCAAGGAUGAUGUAAUUGAACAAGUAUUAAGGAAGAAGAAACCUUAUAUCAAGAAGAGUUGAGAGUUCACUAGUUAAAGCACUAUCCUUUAUACAAUAUGUUAAAAUAAUAGGAAUGGAGCUGCUUGCAUAAUUUGAAGCAUGAUAAACUUUUCAGCUAAUCAGCGACAUUUCUCGGGCA
Amaranthus tricolor (Joseph's coat) is the source of this 1422-nucleotide messenger RNA. RefSeq names its product transcription factor MYB25-like. Gene Ontology annotation, biological process: regulation of DNA-templated transcription. The transcript has 2 exons. The record is from RefSeq and is a predicted model, not a curated record. The coding region runs from base 125 to 844 and encodes 239 amino acids. Gene Ontology annotation, molecular function: DNA-binding transcription factor activity, RNA polymerase II-specific; RNA polymerase II cis-regulatory region sequence-specific DNA binding. Gene Ontology annotation, cellular component: nucleus. Lineage: Eukaryota; Viridiplantae; Streptophyta; Magnoliopsida; Caryophyllales; Amaranthaceae.